Messenger RNA from Diospyros lotus (date-plum), 880 nucleotides. RefSeq names its product protein RDM1. Lineage: Eukaryota; Viridiplantae; Streptophyta; Magnoliopsida; Ericales; Ebenaceae. The coding region runs from base 211 to 711 and encodes 166 amino acids. The transcript has 3 exons. The record is from RefSeq and is a predicted model, not a curated record. Gene Ontology annotation, cellular component: nucleus; RNA polymerase V complex.
AACGACGAGGCCCCUCUUUCAUCCAAGAUCCAUUCCAUCCCCUCUCCCCUGUUCACAGUGUCAGUGUGCUCCAGAUCAAUCCCUAAAAUCGGCUCUUUCAGAUUCAUAUGCUCCUAAUUCAAACUUUGAUUCUCAUUCUUCGUUACGGUUCUAAUCCUUUCGGCGAGCAGGAAGUGAACCCAUUUGCAAAGACUGCAUUUUCUGUAAACCAUGAAGAGGCCGAUACCAUGGAAGGAUCAGGUGGAUGUCAUAUUAUCAGAUGAAGAAGCAAAUGAUGAUGGAUCUGACAGCAAGCAGUCAAACAAUACUAUGGCAAUUGAUCAACCUGUCAAAGAAAACAUCUCUGAUGUGAUCAGAAGGGCGCAAAUGUAUCAAGAAUACAUGAAGCAGCUUCCAAUUCCCACCCACCGCGGUUCACUUGUUCCAUUUACCUCAUGGACAGGAUUAGCCAAAUCCAUUAAGCUCUUAUACGGGCAACCCCUGCAUUACCUCACCAACAUUCACCUAAUGCAGUUGGACAAAAUGAGAAUUGGCAGUGAGGAUGAGAAUAAACCAUUAGAUAUAAUCAUUCAUCCCAGUAAAGCGGAAGCCAGCAUUUGGCUGACUGAAGAAGUUCAUAGGCUCACCACUUCUCAUCAUCAUCUAGCAAAGCUCUGGCUCGCUGAUCCAACGCCCCAUGCUUAUAUUGAUCCCAUUUUCCCCAAACUAUGAACGUGACAUGGGAAACUAUUACUUCCAGCCCUAGUGCUUGUUUGUAAAUUUCCUCUGUUCUUUUUCUCUCUUCUUAGACGUGUAUGGAACCUCUCUAUGGAUCAUUGUAUUGAAUAACGUGGUGCUUAAUUUUUCAAUUCACUUCUGGCACUUGCUAAUUUCUGGCUAC